UGAUGUGGCACUUCUCGGCGGUAGGAAGUUGGCGACGAGCGCCAUAUCGCUCCAUCGAUAUUGUUGUUUUCUAAAGCUAAUUAAUGGCCCGGCACGUUGCCUGAGACGCCAUCACCGAUGAAAAGGGCGAGGAAGUGCACUGCGUGCGCGUGCCCCAGGAAUUCGUCAGCGAUGGCUGCCCUGCUGCUUCUCUUGGCGCCACUGCUGGUUGCGGUGACGCCGGCCGCCGGCCAACUGCAACGCGUCGAGAUCAUCCAGGAUCCGCCACCGUUCGUGCAGGAAGGUCCACCGAUGCUGAUGAACAUGGUCAACAUGAUGGAGCGCGUGAUGAACGAACUCGUGCCUCAACCUAUGAUACCGAUGAUUGGCGAGCCGGAGCUUGCCGCUGGUCCAGUAGUACCCGGUCCUUUUAUUCCCGGUCCUAUUGUGCCCGGUCCUGUGAUCGCCGCAGCUGAGGAGGUCAGCAACGAGAGCCGCAACAACGAGUCCGCCGAGCCGCAGCCAGUGGACGUGGCCAUCGACAUCAAAGUGGUGCCGUUGGGCGGGCCUGGCUCCGACCUGGGUGGCAUCAUCCUGCCGCUACCGCGAUUUCAGCGGGAGCCCGUUGCCUCGGCCUCCAAAGGAAAGGGCAUGCUGAGAAAGAGGCACAACGCAACAACAUCUUCGACUGGUCACGCCAAAUCUGGGCAUCGUAAGGUGGCCUCCUGGAGGUGAUCAGGGCAAACAAGUCUCACCCCGUGCUGCUACCCGUCUCCAACAGCGACGUCAAGACGAAGAAAGAAACGAAGGACAAACCGUCCCCUACCCCAUCUUCAAGCUCAGCAGCUUCCGAGCUUCCGUCUUCGUCGAAAACGGGGCUACGCUUACGGUCGCCGGCGGAGUUGGCUCAACAGAAGCUGCCAGAUGAGGACGCACCGAUGGUGGCCGUCCAGGCAGAUUCGUCGGUGGCAUCAAGCCGUAGGGCGCCGAAAGUCGCUAAAGUCUCCCAGUCGGCAUUGGGCGGAUUGGCGACCUUUGGAGCGAACAACACUGACCCGACGUCCUCGUCCACGGAGACCGGAAUAGCGGCUGCCUGUUACGCCCUCUUUCUACGCCACGGACUUCUGCUUCUGGUGCUGGCCAUUAUUUGCGGCAUCUCUUGCCUCCUGGGCGCGCUGCUGCCCAUCUUCUGCAGAAGGCGACGAGCACAGGUGUCUCAGUACCCGCCCAAGCGUCGCUUCGUGCCAGCGAGGAUCUUCGCAGAUCCGCAGAUGAUGCGCAUGUUCCGCCGACGAGAGCACAUGGUGGCAUGAAACGAUCGACGCGCUGCU
Rhipicephalus sanguineus (brown dog tick) is the source of this 1310-nucleotide messenger RNA. RefSeq lists its product as uncharacterized. The record is from RefSeq and is a predicted model, not a curated record. The transcript is spliced from 5 exons. Lineage: Eukaryota; Metazoa; Arthropoda; Arachnida; Ixodida; Ixodidae. Bases 118 to 714 code for a protein of 198 amino acids.